Orycteropus afer afer is the source of this 2553-nucleotide messenger RNA. RefSeq names its product zinc finger protein 484 (gene ZNF484). The record is from RefSeq and is a predicted model, not a curated record. Lineage: Eukaryota; Metazoa; Chordata; Mammalia; Tubulidentata; Orycteropodidae. Gene Ontology annotation, biological process: regulation of DNA-templated transcription.
UCCGUGUCAUUCAAGGAUGUGACUGUAGACUUCACCAGGGAGGAGUGGCAACAAUUGGACGUUGCUCAGAAAAAAUUGUACAGGGAUGUGAUGCUGGAAAACUAUGCCAACUGGGUCACAGUGGGGCAACAAAUUCCCAAACCAGAAGUUAUCUUUAACUUGGAGCAAGGAGAAGAGCCAUAUAUAUUGGAUGAUGGUGAAAUCGCAAAUCAGAGCUGGCUAGAUGGGGAUAUUGGAUUGGAAACUUCACAUCAGGGAAUUUCUGAAGGUUUGUUCCAGUCUAAGGAAGUUAAUCAAUUCACAAGAGAUGACUCAUUGAAAUCUAUUUUACAAGAAUUGUGGAAAGAUGAUGAGUGGGCAGGGAGAUAUGAGGAAAACCAAAACAAACUUUUAAAUCAUGUUGCCUUCAUCAACAAGAAAAUCUUAACUAAUGAGAGAGGCUUUGAAUAUACGGACAUAGAAAACAUAGCUUAUGUAAACACAGACCUUAUUCCUUCAAGAAAAGGACUCCAUAACUGUGACUCAUUAGGAAAGAGUUUGAAGCCUAUUGUAAACUUACAUAAUCAUAAUAGAAACAGUACAAUAGAAAAAAUUGAUAAGAUUGUUGAGUGUGGUAAUUUUAUUCAUGUGACUUCUCAAACAGAAACCAAUGCUUGUGAAUGUAAUCAAUGCGAGAAACUUGUGAGUCAUAACCAAGCUGUCAUUCAGCAUCAGAAAAUUCAUACUGAAGAAAGCAUUUUAUUUUCUGACUAUAUAAAGACUUUCGCUCAGAAGUCACAUGUUUAUGUACAUCAAAAUAUUUGUAUUGAAGAAAAACACCAUGAAUGCAGUAAUUGUGAGAAAAUCUUCACUCAGAAGCCCCAACUUGGGUUAACUGAGAAACUUUAUGCAGGAAAGAAACCUUAUAUAUGUAGUGAAUAUGGGAAGGAAUUUUCCCUUGAUUCAAACUGUCAGAAAACUUAUGCUGAGGAGAAUCACUAUAAAUGCAAUAGAUUUGGGAAAGCCUUUAUCCAGGAGUCAGAUCUGUUCAGAUUUCAGAGUUUUGAUACUGAAGAAAAACCUUAUAAAUACAGUCAAUGUAGGAAAAACUCUCAGAAUUCAGACCUCAAUAUACACAAAAAAUGUUUUACAGGAGAGAAAUAUUUUGAAUGUACUGAAUGUGGAAAAGCCUUCACAAGGAAAUCAACACUAAGUUCGCAUCAGAAAAUUCAUACAGGAGAAAAACCCUCUGUCUGUACUGAAUGUGGAAAGGCCUUUAUCUGGAAAUCACAUUUUAUUACACAUGAGAGAAUUCAUACUGGAGAGAAACCUUAUGAUUGCAGUGAGUGUGGAAAAUCCUAUAGUAAGAAAUCACAAUUCCUUGUGCAUCAGCGAACUCACACAGGAGAGAAUCCCUUUAUAUGUUCAGAAUGUGGGAAGGUCUUAACCCACAAAACAAACCUCAUUAUACACCAGAAAAUUCAUACUGGGGAGAGGCCCUACAAAUGUACUGAAUGUGGGAAAGCUUUUACUGACAGGUCAAAUCUCAUUAAACACCAAAAAAUUCAUACUGGAGAGAAACCUUAUAAAUGCAGCGACUGUGGAAAGUCAUUCACCUGGAAGUCACGGCUCAAGAUACAUCAGAAAUGUCAUACUGGAGAGAGACAGUAUGAGUGUAGUGAAUGUGGGAAAGCAUUCAUCCAGAAAUCAGCACUAAAUAUGCAUCAGAGAAUUCAUAGAGGAGAGAAACCCUAUGUUUGUACUGAAUGUGGGAAGGCCUUCUUCCACAAGUCACAUUUUAUUACACAUGAAAGAAUUCAUACUGGAGAGAAACCAUAUAAAUGUAGUAAUUGUGGGAAAUCUUUCACUAAGAAAUCACAACUCCAUGUACAUCAACAAAUUCACACUGGAGAGAAACCCUAUAUAUGUGCUCAAUGUGGAAAGGCUUUCACUGACAGGUCAAAUCUCUUUACACACCAGAAAAUUCACACUGGAGAGAAACCCUAUAAAUGCAGUGACUGUGGAAGAGCCUUCACUCGGAAGUCAGGCCUCCAUAUACAUCAACAGUCUCAUACUGGAGAAAGACAUUAUGAGUGCAGUGAAUGUAGGAAAGCCUUUGCAAGAAAAUCAACACUAAUUAUGCAUCAGAGAGUUCAUACAGGAGAAAAACCCUAUAUUUGUGCUGAAUGUGGAAAGUCCUUCAUCCAGAAGUCACACUUAAAUAGACAUAGGAGAAUUCAUACUGGAGAGAAACCCUAUGACUGCAGUGACUGUGGGAAGUCCUUCAUUAAGAAAUCACACCUCCAUGAACAUCGUCAAAUUCACACAGGAGAGAAACCGUAUAUAUGUGCUGAAUGUGAAGAGGCCUUCACCAUCAAAUCAAAUCUGAUUAAACACCAGAAAAUUCAUACUAAACAGAAAGCUUAUAAAUGUAUUGAUUUUGGGAAAGCCUUAAACUGGAAGCCACAACUGAGUAAGCUUCAGAAAUCUGAUUCUGGGGAAGUAAACUGUCCAAUACCGUAAUCAUGGUGUGGAGAUGCAAAAGGUAAUCAAGGCCAACUCUCCUCUUGCUAG